Messenger RNA from Acytostelium subglobosum LB1, 3825 nucleotides. RefSeq lists its product as hypothetical. The record is from RefSeq and is a predicted model, not a curated record. The coding region runs from base 1 to 3825 and encodes 1274 amino acids. The transcript has 7 exons. Lineage: Eukaryota; Evosea; Eumycetozoa; Acytosteliales; Acytosteliaceae.
AUGUCAUCUCGAAUUGAUAACAGUAGAGGUGAUGGCAACAGUAGGAGUGAUAAUAGUAGAGGUGGUCUUGUCCCACCAUCACAACAACAUAGUCACUCACCUUCAAACUCUGGUUCAUUGUCACCAAUGAGAGGUCAAGGCAACAACAACUCUACAGGGGGAUCAUCGUCCACGACACCAUUGUCCGUGCCCACCAUCGACCUGAUCGUCACGCCACUUGUCAAGAACCGCGUGGAGAUCGACUUCACCACCAAAGCAUCAAAGGAGGGUAUCUUCUCAAUGUGGACAUCGACAGCUGACAAGAAGAUCCUAUAUCCCGGCGACCUUACGAUAAAGUUGGAGAUGACAUCGGACAUACCUGCUGGUACUGUAGCGACAAAGACAGCACUGUCUGCACCAGUCUCAACAUCAAACGAAGACUUGUUACAGUUGUUUGAGAAUAUGCAUCACUGCUUGUUCUACCCUCUCCUCGCCACAGGCUCUUACAGACGCGAUGUAGUAAAGACACAGGAUACAUACUUUGUUCAGAUGAUUCGCGACAACCCAUCACGCGUCAAGAAGAUCCUGCAGAGUCUGAACGAGGUGUUUGCAUUCUAUCUCUCAUUGGCACAGCGCGAGUCCGAGUCGGACCCCAAGGGCUUUGGUCUGCUGGCGCAGGCUCUGGAGCGCUUCAUCGAGGACACGCUGACCAACCUGCGCGAUGCCUCAGAGUACAGCUGCACGUACCUACAGCGACAGUUCAACAAUCACCUGACGGAGCAGUUCAAGAAGGACAACUACAACGACAGCAAGGUAUUCAAUGACAGCACUCAGAAGUUUGGUCACAUCCUUUCAAUGGCGGUGGAGGCCGUUGAGACCGAUGAGAAAUCUGGCAUUAUUCGCCAGGCACUGCGUCUUGACGCCUAUCAAGAGAAGAUUGCAUAUCUUCGUGCCAAGGCAUUGGCAUCCAAAGAGUUCUUCAAUCAACAAAUGAAGUGUCGCAAGAUGAACAUCGAAAGCCAUCCAUUCUACGGCAGGGCAUGCUUCAAGAAUGAUCCAAACUUCCAGAGUUGGCGCAAGUUUGAAGAGUCUACACUCACAAAGAUAAGCUCGCAGAAUCAGCCACAGGAGGACUACAUGAAGUCGGUAUGGGGUAUCAAGAGCAAGGAGAAGGAUUCGAUUGGUGUGAUCGCCAUCAAGGUUGUACAGGCGAGAGAUCUGAUACAGAAGGAGGGCAACAGCAAACCAAGUCCAUUCGUCGAGGUUGAAUUUGGAGGUGAGAAGAAGAGGACCAAGAAAGCAUCCGGAUUGAAUCCAGUGUUCAAGGAGCACUUCUGUUUCCACAUCACCAAGCUCAAUAUGAACUCGGCAGAGUUGGAGUUCAAUCUAUGGGACAACAGGGAGAAGGACCAUUUCUUUGGAAAGUACAAGUUCACUGCAAAGGAGUUGAUGCAGUUCCAUAAACGCGAAGUCAGUUGGUAUCCAUUGCAGAAGAGAUCAUCGAGAUCAAAGGUCAGUGGAGACAUUAGAUUGCAGUUCCACUACCUCCCAUUCCCAGAGGUGACAGCGUCAUACCCCAAUCACACAGUAUACUAUCGUAUACUACUCGAGCGAUUGAUGUCACAAGAGUUGGGCGUAGCAUCCGCCGACCAAUUAUCAAUAAUCCCUGGCAGCAGCAGUGUGCAAACUACACCAACAAAGAAGAAGAGAGCGAUCCUUGACGCGAGCAAGACAUCCAUGCUCUCGACACAGUCCACCAUGUUGUUGAAGGAGUACGCCGAUCGCUAUGGUAUACUGGAUCAGACAACAAAGCUGGCAAUGUUGGACUAUCUGUCCAAGUUGAUCAUCCGUGACUCUUAUCUCGAGUGUAUUGUGGAGCUGCGAGGCAUUCUCAAGCAUGUUAUCGAGAUGAAGUUUAGCGAGAUUGGACUGACCAUUGCCGAAGAGGCCAGUCUUAAAGCCAUAGUCGAGAACCUGGCCCUCACAUUCAAGAUGUGGCUUUCAAACUUCCACUCUGUCUUCCCUCUCAACACCCCUCCAGGAUCACUUAGGAUGUUGAUCGAUAUAUAUUACAUGUUUAGAAGCUCAGAGCUCUACACAUUACCAGCCCUCCCUGACUUGAUUAGGGAGUUGUACGAGAGACGAUAUCAGACGGCCGUGUCAAUGGCCGAUGCGAUGAUAAAGAAGCUGCCCAACCCAGCGGGCAAGGCGGCACUGUUGGUGCGCGUCUGUGACAUACUGAUGUUCAACAUGGACAUUGACCAGAAGCACUUUAGCAAGGACUUCCCAAGCGAAUGUAACAUAUUAGUGAUCUCAAUAGAGGUCUACACCAGUCUGAUCGCAAUCGAAAUCGACGACCUCACUGGCAAGGGCGCGAGUAAUCCUCAGGAAUUGGUCGAGUUCCUCGAACUCUACUUCAAGCUCAAAGAGACCAUGAGCAAGUUCAGUGGAAUCUUUCCAAAGAUGGUAUUACUUCCAAUUCCAAUACUAUUUAAACAAUGUGUACUUCAAUGGAUACUGCACUCGGCAGGUCAGUUGAAGGACUUGGUCGAUCGUCUGUGCGCCAACGAGAAGUGGGACCCAGUCAGCGAUGAUACACUUCACUCGGCAUCAGUUGGAGAGUUGUUGGUUGGUUGCUACCACGCAUUGGAUGUGAUCAAGAGUCUGCGAUGGGAGGACCUGCAAAAGAUGCAUCAUGCCGAGGGCCAGCACAGCCUGUUUGAGAUAUUCAGCAACUUCACCAUGGUGCUCUCCGAGACCAUCAUCUACUACACCAACGUCAUCAGGGAUCUCAGUCUAAAGGCAUGGGACACGGCUGCGGACGACAUCUUCAAGCUGUCUGAUCAGUACUCGCCCGAGCUCGUGCAGACCGUGCAGCGAGUGUCACUGCGCUUCAACAACAUCCAGGCGUGUCUAGGCCACACCGAGGACCUGAUCAGCGUGCUGCUCAGGAUGAUGGACAACUACAAACUUUCACCGUCCAUCGUCAAUGCCAUGGCCAAGCAUUCAUACCAGGCCAUCAAUGGCAAUGUGCGAAAGCUUGUCGAUAGAAUCUAUGACCGUCUGGCACCGGUGCUCGUCAGCGAGGUGUAUCGUAUCGUCGACAUUGACCCUGAGGACAAGUCCAAGAACGUUGUUGUCGACUUCUUCCACAUGCUUGGCGAGAACCUUGACUUCAACACACAAGUCGAAGAGCCCAUCUCUGUCCUACUCACUCCACUCCUUCACUAUAUCGCAUCCAAGUUACAACUAUUCUCCCAAUACCUCUACUACCCCCUGACCAAGCAACUACUCAAGAGACUAUGGGCUGGUAUUAUCAAUAUACUUGACGAGAUGAUAUUUCCAUCAAAGAAGCGUGACUUUGAAUUGUCAUUGAAGCAGUUGGACUUGAUUGAUGGAAUGGUCAAGACAUUUGGAGAGUUCUUCUUUGUGGACGGUGAUGGUCUGAGCCAAAAGGCAAUUGACAAGCAAUCAGAGCGCUUCGUUGUAAUAUUGACGGCAUAUAGAGAGGCCGUGCGCAGUGGUGUGCGCGACUUUGAUCCACUGGGUCUGAAGAACGCCCUCAAGAACAUUAACUUUGCCAUUUUGAAGCCUGACCUGACCUACCUCAAGAAGUUGAACAUCAACCUCAAGGACCUGCCCAAGCAGCUGGACAUCUUCUCGCUGAUCAAGACUUCAAUAGAGAAGCGACAGAAGGAGCGUGAGGAGCGUGCUGCUCAGAACAAGAACAGGCCACGACGUGCAACAUUGGCCAUGAACAGGCUCACCUCUUUACUUCAAAUCAAGCGUUACAAUCAACAACCAGCAGCUACAGAUAAUGGCAAUGGUAGUAGCACUUCUUCUUAA